Molecule: messenger RNA, 2029 nt
Organism: Phacochoerus africanus (Common warthog)
Lineage: Eukaryota; Metazoa; Chordata; Mammalia; Artiodactyla; Suidae
Gene: GPR25
Product: G protein-coupled receptor 25
Exons: 1
Coding region: 112-1209 (365 amino acids)
Biological process (GO): G protein-coupled receptor signaling pathway; immune response
Cellular component (GO): membrane
Molecular function (GO): G protein-coupled receptor activity
Source: RefSeq, a predicted model, not a curated record
UCGAGGUGGCAGGAAGGGAGGUGCUGGGCACCGGCCGUGAAGAGCCAUCCCGCGCUCGGCACCGCGUUUGCCCGCUCGCUCGGCACUGCGUCUGCCCAGGCCUCGCUGGCCAUGCGCCCCACGGAGCCCUGGAGCUCCAGCCCGGCGCCGACGUUCUGGGACUACUACGGGUCGGGUGCCCCCGAGGAGCUGGAGGUGUGCGCGGCCCCGGACCUGCCCUACAGCUACGCCUACAUCCCCGCGCUCUACCUGGUGGCCUUCUGCGUGGGCCUGCUGGGCAACGCCUUCGUGGUGCGGCUGCUGGUGGAGCGGCGCGGCCCGCGGCGGCUCGUGGACACCUUCGUGCUGCACCUGGCGGCCGCUGACCUGUGCUUCGUGUUGACGCUGCCGCUGUGGGCCGCGGCGGCGGCGCGGGGCGGCCACUGGCCCUUCGGCGAGGGCUUGUGCAAGCUCAGCAGCUUCGCGCUGGCCGGCACGCGCUGCGCGGGCGCCCUGCUGCUGGCCGGCCUCAGCGUGGACCGCUACCUGGCCGUGGGCCGCCCGCUGGCCGCGCGCGCCUGGCGCACCCGGCGCUGCGCACUGGCCGCGUGCGGCGGCGUGUGGGCCGCGGCCCUGGCGGCCGGCCUGCCCUCGCUGGCCUUCCGCGGGCUGCGGCCGCUGCCCGGGGGCGGAGGCAGCCAGUGCGGCGAGGAGCCGUCCGAUGCCUUCCAGGGCCUGAGCCUGCUGCUGCUGCUGCUGACCCUGGCGCUGCCCUUGGCCGUCACCGUCGUCUGCUACUGCCGAGUGUUGCACCGCCUGCGCGGGCCGCCGCACAUGGGCCGUGCCCGGAGCCGCUCUCUGCGCAUCAUCUUCGCCGUCGAGGGCGCCUUCGUGGGCUCCUGGCUGCCCUUCUGCGCCCUGCGCGCCGUCUUCCACCUGGCGCGCCUGGGCGCGCUGCCGCUGCCCUGCCCCCUGCUGCUGGCGCUGCGCUGGGGCCUCACCGUCGCCACCUGCCUGGCCUUCGUCAACAGCUGCGCCAACCCGCUCAUCUACCUGCUUCUGGACCGCUCGUUCCGCGCACAGCUGCGGCGGCGUGGGGCCUGCGGGCGCGGCGACUCCAUGGCGCGCGGGGGCAGCUCGGCGUCCUCGCUCUCUGGCGACGACAGCUCCCCGUUCCGGAGCCAGGGCCGCGGGGGGCCCCGAGCCCUGACUUCCGCGGCGGUCGCGUAGCUGUGGGCAGCAGCGGAGCCCCGAGGAGCCGGAGGCGCAGCCACACGGGCCGGCCCCUAACCCCCACCCCGACCUGCCUCCCGGACCUGCCUCCCCAGGCUGCUCCGCCGCCGGCACUGCCAGCUCUCCCAGAACCUCAGCUUUUCCAGCCUCCCCCAAGCCAGGCGGCUGAGACCAGCUCUUCUCUUGUUCUGCCCAGUGGCGCCUGGUCUAAUUGUCCGCAACCCAAUAAGAGGCCUGUGCGAUGGAGCCCACGGCAGCGGGGGCACCCGCGGGUCCCCCAAAUCCGGGAGAAGAGAGUGGACCUGCCUUCUCUGCACCAUCAGCGGUAGCACGGCCAGACCCGCAGAAGCACUCUUGCUUGUCUCAGGCUCUCCCUUACAACCCCUACAAUCGCCUCUGCCUUCUGAGAAAUAUCUUCUCCCAGUCAGACCCUCUGGCCCCUCACUGAAAAUCCUAUGUGGGACCUCCUACCUGCAGCCCUCCUUGGUGGCUGAGAUCUUGGCAUCAUUACUCACCAUCAGUUCAGAUCUUCAUUUGCAAAGCUCAUCAAAGCGCGGGAACCAGCCUUGCUGGGGGCUCCCCAGGCCAUUCCUCCUGGUGAUUUCCCAGCUCCAGGCCCUGGGUUUAUAUCCCCACCCCUUCACCCCCACCUCCGCAAGCAGCGCCACUCACCCCAGAAGCUCUCCUGCCCCGUCCCUCUGGACAGAGGAUUCUGGAAUCUCUCGCCAGGCACUGGGGGGUCUCUGCAUCCCUCAGCCGGGACACCAGGCCCCUCUGUGAGUUCCCCUUUUUCAAUAAAUGCUUUUGCUGCCUGGCC